AUGCCGAUCGCCUCGCCCGUCUGCCCAGCCCACUACACUGACCGCGUGGGGGAGGACGGCGCCCCUCUUUCCCUCAAGUUUCCCAAUGAGAUCCUUGUUGUUCCAACCCAGUACAGCGAUCCCAUCCCCCCGGAGGCCGUUGGGUUAGUCUUGCCCAAAGCCUCCGCCGCUGAGCAGGGACUGUUUGUCGUUCCGGGAGUCAUUGACUCUACACAUCAAGGAGCCGUUCACAUUCAGGCCCCUGGAGAUUUCCUGGAAAAGUCGGGCCUGAGCCCUUUCAUGAGCGCUUCGUCCAUCCCGGAGUUGGACACAGAUGAGCCUCCUGUUCCUGGGCCUCCUGUUCCUGUCUCUGUAGAAGUACCUGCAACUAUGGACCAGCAGCAAGUACUUGCCAGGCUGCAGCUGCUGGAGCAGCAAGUGGUUGGAGGAGAGCAGGCCAAGAACAAGGACCUGAAGGAAAAGCGACAGCGGCGGAAAAGGCUGGCAGAUGAGCGGAAGCUGCAGCUCUUGGAGGCUCUGCAGGGGUCAGACGUGGAUAGCAGCGACUGGGUCCUACUCAACGUCUAUGACUCCAUCCAGGAAGAGGUGCGCGCAAAAAACAAACUGCUGGAAAAGAUGAAGGAGAAGCUGCGAGCAGCUGAGGCUGAAAUCAGAGACAUUCAGUAUGAAUUUGAAUUGGAGAAGAUUGACUACCUGGCCACCAUCCGCCAACAGGAGCGGGAACUCCUUCUCCAUCAACAGCUUCUCGAGCAGGUGCAGCCUCUCAUACGCCGUGACUGCAACUACAGCAACUUCGAUAAGAUCAAGCGGGAGUCCAUCUGGGACGAGGACGCAGAUUGCUGGAAAGUCCCAGAGCCUGUCACAGAAAGGACCAGCCUCCCUGUGGUUUCGUCAUCAUCUCAGACAAAAGCAGGCAAGAAGAGCUCUGCUUUGGAGCACAGGGAAGCAUCGACAGAGGAAGAAGACCGCUACAAAACAAUGCUGAGCAAGAGUGACAGCGAAAACAUUGCAAGCAGUUAUUUCCGCUCCAAACGAGCAAGCCAGAUUCUCAGUUCUGCUGACUCUGCGAAGAGUCUGGCUUCCCAUAACCCGCUCUCCCACCCUGCAUCAUCCAGUAUGGCACCCGUUCCCUCCACCCAGACAGCAGAGAUGCCCCAGCUGCGCCCCUUCCGCCUCGAAUCCUUGGACUUCUCUAUGCCUUCAACCAAGACAAGACGCAAGAAAAACCGGAAUAUCAAGAGCGGAGACCCCUUUUAACUGCCGUGGCCAAUCUCCGGCCACCCUGUGGUUAGACCUCCUGCCUUUUUUUUUCUUCUGGAAAGUGAAAGCCACUAAAGGCUAGUUUUCAAAGGCUUACAGCCUGAUCUACCUCCUUGUCCAAGGUAGGGCUGGUACCUUUCACUGAUCCUCUGCCAUUUUCUAGUGAUACUGCCUGUUGAGCCUGGCCUUUCUCUCCUGAUGGUUGCUUUACCCAGCAUCAGGAAAAGAAAUUGAACCUGGAAGAGAUGUUAUUUAAGACCACUUAGUGGUGGACUUUAAGCUUUUCCCGCCCUAAAAUCCCCCCCCCCCCCGCAACUCCCUGCAAGGCAGGAAGUUGAUGGACACAGUUUGUCAGGAAACUGUGAACAUUUCUCCUGCAGCCGUCCUGCCAUUUCCUCUUUAAUCUGGAAAAAAAUGUGGUUUUUUGUUUUCCUCCAGCUCAGAGCAGAAAAAGUGGGCGCUGAACAAGUCAUGUUCCUAUUGUGCAUGAUCCCAUCUGGAUGCUUAAGUUUGCUGAACGAGCUUCCCAAUAUGCAUGUAGAGAAGAAUAUUAAAAAAAACAGAUCAAGAUUAUUCUGUUUCAAGCCACCAGGUGGCACUAGAAACUGCAAAACAAGUUCCGCUAACUGAAGUAAGCUUGUAAAAACAGUCCUGCUUCCGGUGGGUUUUGGGGAAAAGAUAAAAAGUUUGUGGGAGAUCUGACUGUGCUAUUUUUAACAUUUUAAUCCAAUUGUUCUAAUGUACUUGAUGUGUUAGCAUCCUUGAAUCUGAGAUACAGUGGGAUAUACACAUAUAGAUAUUUUAAAUAAAUAUUCCAGUUUUUUUUACCAUA
Molecule: messenger RNA, 2092 nt
Organism: Sphaerodactylus townsendi
Lineage: Eukaryota; Metazoa; Chordata; Lepidosauria; Squamata; Sphaerodactylidae
Product: kinesin-like protein KIF17
Exons: 9
Coding region: 1-1257 (418 amino acids)
Source: RefSeq, a predicted model, not a curated record